Leptosia nina is the source of this 474-nucleotide messenger RNA. The record is from the annotation of a GenBank genome assembly. NCBI's taxonomy places the organism in Eukaryota, Metazoa, Arthropoda, Insecta, Lepidoptera, Pieridae.
AUGUCAAGUGCUAGAUCAGUUCGUUUGGCGCGCGAAAUGAAAACUUUGUGCAGUAAACCACCAUGGGGAGUAACUUGUACUCCGGAAAAAGAAGAUAUAUUUGACGUGCUAUCUGUUAAAAUGUUUGGACCAAGAGGCUCCCCUUACGAAGCUGGGCUAUUCAAAUUAGUAAUUAAUGUCCCAGAACGUUAUCCGUUUGAACCGCCGCAAGUAAAAUUUGUUACACCGGUUUACCAUCCCAAUAUCGAUUCAGCUGGAAGAAUCUGCUUAAACAUGUUGAAAAUGCCACCUAAAGGUUCAUGGCUGCCUACAAUUACUAUAGAGACACUUUUAAUAUCAAUACAAACUCUGCUAGCAAAUCCUAAUCCUGAUGAUCCUCUAGUAACUCAAAUUGCUCUAGAAUACAAAUAUGAUAUUGAAACAUUUCAAGAAAAUGCAAGGAAUUAUACAAAGGAACAUGCCAGGCAUGCAUAA